Knipowitschia caucasica is the source of this 2274-nucleotide messenger RNA. Lineage: Eukaryota; Metazoa; Chordata; Actinopteri; Gobiiformes; Gobiidae. The record is from the annotation of a GenBank genome assembly.
AUGCUCCGUGCGCCUCCUCCACAGCGACCCUCCAGUCUCAGGUCCGUGAUGACGCGUCCUGUUGGCUCCGCCCACAGCCAUGCCCCGUUUGCUCACGCCAGGCAUGGGAAGCCAGGCCGCACCAACGGUUGUAAACGGGAGCCGUUGAUGAGAUCUGCUGAUGUGAUCAAUUCUCACUCAACGGGAACAAGAAACACUACGAUGCAUGGGACAUCUGGAGAUGAGCAGGACCUUCAGGACAGGUUGUGUGUGGAGGCUCAGGCAGAGUUCCCCAGGUCGUACUCAGAGAACAGUGCAGAGGAGGAGCACGUGCUGUUCAUCGCACAGAGCUUCCAGAGACACUUCAGACUGGUCUACCCCGACAGGAAACCUCUGCUGCUCUGCCCCAGAAACGAGUGCGGUGUCAAAAAGUUGGUGACCACGACGCUGCGCCCCACCAUGCCUGGGCUGGCCGACCUCAUCGUGUGGCAGGACUGUGCUCGCUUUGUUUCAGACUUCUUGACCCUGCAGCCGCUGGACGAGCCCACAGAGCUGCCCAGCACCCUGCGCUCUCCUCAGACGGUCUUGAACAGCCAGAGAGGCACCAGUCUGGAGUAUGCCAAUGUCUUGUGCAGUCUGUUGCUGGGACUCAACUACAACGCCUACUGCGUGAGCGGCUAUGCCUCCAAACAUCUGUGUGAACUGGACAGGAGCCAGGAGAGCUGCCCCAUGCUGGGGCAACUAAACCAGAAACAUGUCCCGGAGCCUCGGGACCCUGAUAAGAAUCUUGUGGACAAUGGGGACACAUACAACCUGAAGAUGGAGAUGAAACUCCACAGUGAUUUUAUUCUAAAACAAGAAAACAAGAAACUGGAACAGCAGCAGCAGCAUGAAGAGCCACGCAGUGAGCCUGAUCCUGCUCCACCCCCUGACCCACUGUGGGGGUUGAGAGUUCACUUCUGGGUGCUGGUGGUGGCGGGCAGUCACAGUGUAGAGAGGGAUUUCUUCAUCGAUCCUUUGAGUGGAAAGCAAUUCCCAGCGGGACACCCUGACUUCCUGGGAGUGGAGAGCGUGUGGAAUGAGUUCAAUGUGUACAUCAACAUGGAGAUCUGGGCUAAAGGAUUCCAGCACAUGGUUUGGGACCCGGAGGAUCAGAGCCAGUGGCAAACUGUGGUUCCAGGCACUACCUCUUGGAAGCAGCUGCAGACUGAGGCCGUCAGAAGACAGGUCAUGACAAAGAUGAGCCAGCCAGACAAGGAUACAGUCCCUCUGUAUAGCUACGACAUGCCCCUGUCCUGGUGCACCAAGAUCCAGAUCACUGACAGAGACCUAGAGAUGCGCUGGCCAGGAGGAUUCAAAGUGACUCACUUCAAACAGGCUAUGCUAGAGAACUUCAUCCCCUUCUUCUGCCCGGACGGAGUGGUGACCCGCCUCACGCUGUACCAGGACCCUAAGAAGACACAGGUCCAGACCGUGAAGGAGUGGUUUCAGAACCGAGUGGACCUGCUGAUGGAGACAGAGACUCGAGAGGGCAUCACCACAGAGCGUUUCAAACUGGGUCGCUCUGGUUUUCUCACCUUCCACAGGUUCAACACAUGGCUUCCUGAUGCCUGCCCAGUCCCCCCUGACCCCGGUGUGAUUCCAGAGAGAGAGAUGUGUUUCGGGCCGUACCGUAUAGACCGGCUGGUGCACAGACUGGAGCGGGGAAACCAUAUGAUUGAGACCUUCAAAAAGCGCAGAGACUUCCUGUAUCAACGCCACACUGUGUUUGAUGGAACGAGGUCCAGUAACGCGGACAACUGGGUAGAACAGCGGCCCAUUUUGAAAGUGGUGGAAAAGUUUGACCGAGAUGUGUCCAAACCUGCGAGUGAGGACAUAGCUGAGCUUGCGUUCCAUUUGGCUGAAAGGCGCGUGGAGGUGACCUACCACCUGGAAGAGAACACCUUCAUCGCAGCCAAGAGGACCUUUGACAAACCUGCAGAGUCCACCAAGACACAGAAGGCUGGGGACUUCACCAAGGACAUGGUCUCCACAUUCCAGGUGGAUCCUCGGGUCGAGCCGCUCCAAAUGCCCCAGCUACACCAGCUCCUGCUCUGGCUCUUGGAGGAGGAGCAGAAAACCAUCCGAGACAUUCGGAACUCACAGAGAUCUGUGAGGGCCAUGGUGCAGUGCAGACUGAAGGAGCAGGAGGACGUCCGGCUGGAGGCGUGUCCAUGGACCACCACAGGGACCACUCAGUUCCGAAAGAAAAGGGAGAAGUUGAGCUUUCCACAAUUCCCCAUCCAACUACAAUAG